CAAUUUAUCAUUUCAGUUUGUUGAUUUGGGCAUGGUAACUAGCAUAGAGUACAAUCAUAAGUCUGUGGAAUCGGCCAGGAAAGGUCAAGAGGUUUGCAUCAAAAUUGAGCCUGUACCGGGAGAAGCGCCGAAAAUGUUUGGUCGUCACUUUGAAGCGAAAGACUUUCUCGUCAGCAAGAUAAGCCGGCAGAGCAUAGACGCGUGCAAGGAGUACUUUAGAGACGAUCUGUUGAAAACCGAUUGGCAGCUCAUGGUGGAACUGAAAAAACUCUUCCAGAUACUCUAGGAUAUGAUGAAGAUUACGGCAACGACAUUAUCCUAGGACCUCUUGCUUUUCCGGCGCCUAUUCGGCAGAAAGAUCGGAUCGUCAAUGAGUUCCACGAUAUCGCGAAUCCAAACGGACGUCUCCUGCAUAGUCGUCGAGUCGUCCCGAUCAUCACAAGGAUAUUAUAAAAUAUGCAUCUACAAUAUGACGUACGCUGGAACUUAUUCUCCUUCCAAUUUCGAAUCGACGCUUCUUCCAUCCUUCCAUGCUUCCGCCGAAAGUAUCCGGCGUUUAGACUUAUGUUGAAGAACAUGCCACAAAAAAGGAUGCGAGGUCAAACUCGCCUAUGUCCUAGAAAACGCGUGCUCGAUUCGCAAAGUCUCGAAGACGAUCGAUGAAGGAGAUGCGAUUGUUGGAUUCGGCAAUUGCAUUCGGAAUAUUUACAUUUACAGAGUAUCGCGAAACAGUAGACUCUCGUAUUCUAUCGACGACGAGAAUGAAGGAAAGGUAAAGCCAGUCGCAUCGGAGACGAAGCUUCUUGGAAAUGCGCGAUCGCGAAAAGGAGAGAGUCACUCCGGAUGGAAUGUGUGUGUCGUGGGUGGCAACGACGUUGUAGAUACGUGGAAAAGCGGAGAUACAGAAAGAGGAGAGAAAAAGAGGAGGAGAGAGAACGAAAAAACACUGUAAUGAAAACUCUAAUGAAUGAAAGAAUCGUACGAGAACCUUAUGUGUUUUGUAUAUGUAAUCUUUGUAUAAGACAAGCAAAGUAUAUACUGCGACCGGAAAAUAAAGACUACGUGCUUUCGCACAAAAAGGAAAUAAAAAAAGGUACUUUGUUUAUAUAUAUAUAUAUAUUCUCUCAUAUAUAUAUAUAUAUAUGCGCCGAUGCUCUCAUUCAUUAUUGUGCCAUUCUUGGUCUCCGGAUAUCACUCCCGAUCAAGUUUUCAUCGUUUCACUCAAGACAUAUAUCUGAUAUGCUCGCAAUUAUCAGUAAGUAUAUCCCCUCAUGUUUUAAAAAUAAAUUCUAUAUAUUUUCGUGAGAAGACUUUUUUACAAUGAUAUAUUGUACUGCAGAUAUUGUGCAAUAGUUUAUCAAACUCGAAUUUGUCUUCAAACGGCCGUCUCCCAAUUUUGAUGCGAUUUGAUGAGUUUGUAAAACAAAUGAAAAUCUUUAAGGAAAUGAAAUUCUUGACAAGAAAAGUAUAAUUUUGUUGUAAUGUCUGAUCAGAAA
Molecule: messenger RNA, 1496 nt
Organism: Formica exsecta
Lineage: Eukaryota; Metazoa; Arthropoda; Insecta; Hymenoptera; Formicidae
Product: eukaryotic translation initiation factor 5B-like
Exons: 2
Coding region: 32-286 (84 amino acids)
Molecular function (GO): translation initiation factor activity
Source: RefSeq, a predicted model, not a curated record